UGCUGACAUUCCUUUGCUCAAGAAUCUUUGUCAACAAAAGGAUGUAGCCCGAGUGGUUUCAGAAACAUGGAAUUCCUACUUGAGGAUGAAACUGGUGACUGUCAUGCAUGUCUUUAUGUAUUAUAAUGCUCAGGAUUCAGUUCGUAGAGCUUCAUGGUGAUCGAGCUGGAUACGAUGAUCCUGCUGUGUCACCCGUAAAUGGCAGAAGCUACAUGUUCGUGGGCCAUCAGAAGGGAAGGAACACGAAAGAGAAUAUUCAGCGCAACUACCCCUCAUGGGCUGCUGAGAAGCUAAAGAUAACAGCAACAGAGUUGACAAAGCUGCAUAUUGGUGAUGGCAUCAUACCUACUAAAGUCAUAAACCAGCUCAGGGAGCCAAGGUCUGGUUCGAUGUCAAGGAAUCGUCGGUGGAAUCCUCUGGCGGCACGAUCACGCUCUUGGCCACCAGACAAGCACACAUUUCAGCCCGCCAGUUUGAAUAGGGAGGAUCAUUGCAUUCGGUACCAAUUUAGAGAAGCAAUAACAAAGUAUCGAGGAGCAUGAAUGUUGAGUUGUGUUGUUCUAAUAUAGUACAAACUAACAUCUAGUUUUAGCUUACCUUGAGCAGGAAAUUCGUAAAUUUAGAAUUAGUUGAUAGCUUUUGUUUGAUAGUUAGUGAAGUCUGUAUUAACUCUAAUAAUUCUAGCUUGUUGCUAACAUCCACAAUAGAAUUAGAAGGGAUUUCUAUUUUAUCUACUUAGUAAGAGGGAUUUUUGUUAGGUA
Molecule: messenger RNA, 761 nt
Organism: Salvia miltiorrhiza (redroot sage)
Lineage: Eukaryota; Viridiplantae; Streptophyta; Magnoliopsida; Lamiales; Lamiaceae
Exons: 3
Coding region: 108-542 (144 amino acids)
Biological process (GO): fatty acid biosynthetic process
Cellular component (GO): acetyl-CoA carboxylase complex
Molecular function (GO): carboxyl- or carbamoyltransferase activity; acetyl-CoA carboxylase activity
Source: RefSeq, a predicted model, not a curated record